Messenger RNA from Drosophila erecta, 1587 nucleotides. Its product is annotated as fumarate hydratase, mitochondrial. Bases 12 to 1505 code for a protein of 497 amino acids. Gene Ontology annotation, biological process: tricarboxylic acid cycle; fumarate metabolic process; malate metabolic process. Gene Ontology annotation, cellular component: mitochondrion; tricarboxylic acid cycle heteromeric enzyme complex. The transcript has 5 exons. Lineage: Eukaryota; Metazoa; Arthropoda; Insecta; Diptera; Drosophilidae. The record is from RefSeq and is a predicted model, not a curated record. Gene Ontology annotation, molecular function: fumarate hydratase activity.
AAUAACUGAAAAUGCUAAAGCAAAUCAAUGGCUUGAGCUUGGCUAGGCGCAAUCUCUGGUUGGUUGCCGGUGGCCUUCGUGCCAAGGGUGGCGACAAGGGCAAGGAGACUGGAAAGUUUCGCACGGAGAAGGACACCUUUGGGGAGCUAAAGGUGCCGGCGGACAAGAUGUACGGUGCGCAGACGAUGCGCUCCAAGCUAAAUUUUCCCAUUGGCGAUAUAGGCGAACGCAUGCCGAUGCCGGUGAUUCAGGCCAUGGGCAUACUGAAGAAGGCGUGUGCCGAGGUCAACAAGGAUUACGGGCUGGAUAGCAAGGUGUCGGAUGCAGUGUCCUGCGCCUGCGACGAUGUCAUUUCCGGCAAGCUAUACAAGCAGGGUCACUUCCCAUUGGUCAUCUGGCAAACAGGAUCGGGCACCCAGACCAAUAUGAACACCAACGAGGUGAUCAGCAAUGCGGCCAUUAAGAUGAUGGGUGGCGAACUGGGCAGCAAGAAGCCCGUGCAUCCCAACGACCAUGUGAACAAGUCGCAGAGCUCCAACGACACCUUUCCUACGGCCAUCCACAUCUCGGUGGGCAUGGAGCUGAAUGAGCGGCUAGUGCCGUCGGUGACCCACUUAAGGGAUGCCCUCAAGUCCAAGUCGGAUGAGUUCAAGGACAUCAUCAAGAUCGGCCGCACCCAUUUGAUGGACGCCGUACCGCUGACAUUGGGCCAGGAGUUCAGCGGCUACACACAGCAGUUGACCAACGGCCUGGAAAGGAUCAAAAGCUGCCUGCCGCGGGUGUAUGAGCUGGCCCUGGGCGGCACUGCCGUGGGAACGGGUCUGAAUACCCGCAAGGGAUUCGCCGAGAAGGUGGCCAAGCGGAUUUCCGAGCUCACCUGUCUGCCCUUCGUGACGGCGCCCAAUAAGUUCGAGGCACUGGCUGCCCGCGAUGCCAUGGUGGAGGUGCAUGGUGUGCUCAACACGAUCGCCGUCAGCCUGAUGAAGAUCGCCAACGAUAUCCGACUGCUGGGAUCGGGUCCGCGUUGCGGUUUUGGCGAACUAUUGCUGCCGGAGAACGAGCCAGGUAGCUCCAUCAUGCCCGGCAAGGUGAAUCCCACGCAGUGCGAAUCGAUGACCAUGCUGUGCGCCCAGGUGAUGGGCAACCAGGUGGCCGUGACCAUUGGUGGCUCCAACGGCCACUUCGAGCUGAAUGUAUUUAAGCCCUUGGUCGUGUCCAAUGUGCUGCGCUCCAUUCGGCUGUUGGCUGAUGGCAGCAUGACCUUUAGCAAGAACUGCGUGGAGGGACUGCAGGCCAAUAAGGAGAGGAUCGACAAGAUCAUGAACGAGUCCCUGAUGCUGGUGACCGCCCUGAAUCCCCACAUCGGCUAUGACAAGGCCGCUCUGAUCGCCAAGACGGCCCACAAGAAUAAGACCACCUUGAAGGAGGAGGCACUGAAGACUGGCAUUACCGAGGAGCAGUUUAAGGAGUGGGUCAAUCCCAAGGAUAUGCUGGGGCCGAAGUGAUUCGUUUUGUGGUUAUUGACAAUUUGUUUCUUAGUUUCAUAUAAUAAAUUAAUGCGUGUCAUUGUAUUUUAAAUUUAUAUUU